Messenger RNA from Adineta steineri, 879 nucleotides. The record is from the annotation of a GenBank genome assembly. Lineage: Eukaryota; Metazoa; Rotifera; Eurotatoria; Adinetida; Adinetidae.
AUGGAAAAUACAAGUGCAAUUACUGAAAAAACUCCGUCAUCAACACCAUCAAUUGAUGAAAAAGAUUUAGUGAUGUCAAUGCGUAAACUUGAUUUAAUCAAAGAAUUAGGAGAAAAACAAAAUCAAUUUCAACGUCUUCAAACUCAUUUACAACAACAUACGGACUUAGUUACACGUGAAAAUCAAGUUCUACGUGAAUUCCGUAAAGAACUUGAUAUGCUUGUACAAGAACGUAUGUCACAUAUUGAAGAAUUAAGAUUAAUUCAUGCCGAUAUUAAUAUUAUGGAAACAACAAUAAAACAAGCUGAUGAAGAACGAGCAAGAGCAAUACAAGAUAGUAAACGUCUUUUAAAAGAUUAUCAACCAAUAAAAGAACAAGUUAAUAAAUUACGAGAUAUGCUUAAUCUCGAACGACUUUCUGAUCAUGAUGAUGAUGAUACAACAUUAAUAGCAAUGCAAUUAAUAUCUCAACAAUCCAAUGAUCAUGAUCUACCAGUCAAUCGAAAUAGUCAUUUAUCAUCAACUGGAUUAGAUAAUACACAUGAACAAAUUCCAUUAGGUAUAUCAUUUCAUCAUCAAUCUCAACAAAUGACUAAUACAACGAAUAGUAAUAUGUCAACACCGAAUAAUAAUAAUAAUAAUCAACAACAACACCAGCAACAACAAGCAUCAGCAAUGAAUAUACCAAAAACUAUGGGUAGUAUGGGAUCAAAUCUUGAUCGAGCAUCAUUUCGUCAACAACCACCGCCAAUGAAGACUUGUCAAUCAUGUCAACAACAAAUACAUCGUAAUGCACCGAUAUGUCCUAUCUGUAAAGCUAAAAGUCGUUCACGUAAUCCAAAAAAACCGAAACGUCGUCAUACAGAUGUUCAUCCAUAA